AAUACUAGAUAGCGAUACACUAGUAUUCUAACACCUUCAUCUUUCUCUCCAACAAAAAAAAAGAAAAAAACACCUUCAUCUUUUGGUUCACGUCAAAAAGAAUAAAAAAAAAGCCACGUUAAUUUUGACAAAACCAUAGAGAAGUAGAACGAAUUGCUUCUGAUACCCGGGCACCAAGAACAAAUAUAUUCAUCAUAUAUACUCCCCAGAAAAAAUAUGAGCUUUCAUGCACUGAGCUUAUAAAAGUUUAAAAUCCCUCUCUUUCCCCAAAUUUCUAGCCUCAAAUUCUUCGAAUUUCAAUUUGGAUACCAAAAAAAAUCCCAUCUUUUGGGCAAUUUAUUAAUCAGCCAACAGUAUAAAAGAGAGAUGAGAAGAAGAAAUCAGUACAGAAAUUACUAUGAAGAUCCAUGUUUGACAAUGCAUCAACCAUGGGCUUCUUUGCUUGUUUAUGGCAUUAAACGCAUUGAAGGUAGAUCAUGGCCUGCUCCUAUCAGAGGUCGGCUUUGGAUUCAUGCUGCUAGUAAGGUUCCAGAUGUGGCUACAAUAAAAGCAAUGGAGAACUUUUACAGGGAGAUAUAUGCACUAGAUGGUGUGACUGAUCUCAAAUUUCCUGAUCAGUAUCCAAUUUCAAGAAUCAUAGGAUGUGUAGAAGUUGUGGGCUCUCUUAGACGUGAAGAGCUGGCAUGUUGGAAGGCAGUCCCUGAAGGGGUAAGGCUGGAAGGACUGACCGAUUUCUGCUGGCUGUGUGAAAAACCACAGAAAUUGUUGGAUCCUCUGAAGAUGCGAGGUGAUCAGGGUGUUUAUAACUUAGAAAGGAAGAUAGCUGAGGCUGCAAUUAGAGGUCUUCUUCCAGUGGAAACUCCAUGUGUAAUAAAAUUUCCACUACCAAAUCCAGCAGAUCACUAUUCGCUGAGGCCAGGAUCCUUGCCUUUUGACAAGUCUGAAAAUAAAGUUAAUGGAGCUGAGAAGCCAGUAAGUUUGAUUGCAGCAAUAGAUGGUGCACGUGCAGCAGCUACACAGUUUUCAAGGAAAGAUAAUAAACCUCCUAAAGACACCCGUCAGGACAAUAAUAUGAAUGAUAGAGAACUGACAAAUAAGCUAAAAGGCGUCUUUCUGGAAGAGAAUACAGGAAAGACUUGUGCUGACGCCGAGUCCAAUGACAGGACUGUAGGGAAGACCAAAUUAGAUGAUGUGACGAAACAAAAGCAGCGAGGUUCCAGUUCUUUGCGUAUAUUAGAUCAGCCCCUUGCUGGCUCUUCUCUGAUUUUUUCUGCAGCUGUUAAGGGAAUUCGGCCAGUCUGAGUUUGUGAAGGGACACUUAAAAGGAAGCUUUCUGCAUUAGUUAUUGAUUGCAUAAAGCUACAACAACAAGCUCUGUGCAUAGGUUAUGAUUGCAAUUUCUUUAUAAUCGUGUUAUAGAUUAUUUAUGUAUGUAUGAAUAGUGUCAAGCUCCCUCCAAUAUAUUAAUCCCACCUUUUUGUUAUUCAUGAAUAA
This is a messenger RNA of Beta vulgaris subsp. vulgaris (sugar beet), 1494 nucleotides long. RefSeq lists its product as hypothetical. The record is from RefSeq and is a predicted model, not a curated record. The transcript is spliced from 7 exons. The coding region runs from base 367 to 1302 and encodes 311 amino acids. Gene Ontology annotation, molecular function: transcription coactivator activity. Gene Ontology annotation, cellular component: nucleus. Gene Ontology annotation, biological process: positive regulation of DNA-templated transcription. Lineage: Eukaryota; Viridiplantae; Streptophyta; Magnoliopsida; Caryophyllales; Amaranthaceae.